This is a messenger RNA of Boleophthalmus pectinirostris (great blue-spotted mudskipper), 831 nucleotides long. RefSeq names its product H6 family homeobox 1 (gene hmx1). Gene Ontology annotation, molecular function: DNA-binding transcription factor activity, RNA polymerase II-specific; RNA polymerase II transcription regulatory region sequence-specific DNA binding. Gene Ontology annotation, cellular component: nucleus. The record is from RefSeq and is a predicted model, not a curated record. The transcript has 2 exons. The coding region runs from base 1 to 831 and encodes 276 amino acids. Lineage: Eukaryota; Metazoa; Chordata; Actinopteri; Gobiiformes; Gobiidae. Gene Ontology annotation, biological process: negative regulation of DNA-templated transcription; regulation of transcription by RNA polymerase II.
AUGCCGCAGACGGCGUCCUCCAGAGCGUCAUCCUUUUUUAUUGAGAACAUUCUUUCCACUGCGCGCAGUGAGCAAAAAUCGGAACGAGGAGACCAUGAAGAUGCCGCGGGUUCAUCAAUGACAGCCUCAAACUCCGAUACAAUCGCUCCAGUGUCAGAGGGCUCAGUGUCAGCUGCGCGCUCAACGCGCAUAGACUCACCGCUGCAGUGGUACCGUCCGAGUGUCGGAACUUUGCAAACAGCACACAGUCCACAGGACACCUUUAACUCAGAGGAGCAACUGUCUUCUGUGUCGCCUUGUGGAAGAACUUCUCCAGACUCCAUAACAGAAGGCAGUGAUGAAACGGACAGAAGAAGCAGUGAGCACAGCGCGGUGGAGGAUGGAGAGGACGCACAGAGCAGCUGCGAGAGUCGCUUGGAGCAGGUCACAUGCCGCAAAAAGAAAACUCGCACGGUGUUCAGCCGCGGCCAGGUGUUCCAGCUGGAGUCCACCUUUGACGUGAAGCGCUAUCUGAGUAGCACUGAGCGCGCGGGCCUAGCCGCAACGCUGCAGCUCACAGAGACCCAGGUCAAGAUCUGGUUCCAAAACCGUAGGAACAAAUGGAAAAGGCAACUGGCGGCGGACCUGGAGGUGUCUCACUUCCCCAACACUGGACAGCGCAUAGUGCGAGUGCCCAUCCUGUACCACGAAGGGCCAACGUCCACUGGCUCACUGGGGCUCAGCCUGAACGUGACCCCGGUGCCAGGCUUCCCCAACUCCAUCACCUAUCCACUGUCCUCUUUCGCACAGUCCAUGAACGUGUUGAGGUCUCAGAUGUCCGGCCUGGUCUAA